AUGACUGAAGAGAACAACAACAACCACUCUUCUCCCUCUUCUCCUUCAGAAUUACCCAUAGUUUCAAUAAAUUUUGAUCGACGACUGCCAGUUUUACAUUCAUAUUUGGGGGAUGUACACCAAGGAGAAUUGUUGUUUGAAUCGCUUUAUGAGGAGCCUAAUACUCAAUUAAAAGUGCCAGUUCUCCUUAUGGGCGAAGUUUGUCUGUUACCAGGCCAAAAAUUGCCGCUCAAAUUAUAUGCCAGAACGAGUAUUGAAUUUAUGAGUGAUCCAAUUCGACAACGUUCCUAUUUUGCUUUAUUUACUAGAAACGAAAAUGUGUUGUUUCAAAAUGCUCAAGAUUUUUCGAAAAUUCCUUGCCAUUCUGCUGGGACUCUUUUUCAAGUUUUUUUUAAAUUUAUUUUUAAGCCCUACAUAUUUUGUGUUUCCUUGGUUUUUGUGUUUUUAAAUGUAUUUUUGUGUGUUUUUCCGUAUUUUGGUGCAAAGUAUUUUCUCAUGUAUUUGUGUUUUCGAUUGUUUCUGUGUAUUUUUCGUUUUUGUAUUACUGUGUUUUUUUGGGUUUUUUGUUCUUGUGUUUCUGUGAGUUUUUCGUGUUUGUGUUUUCGCAUGUAUUUUUCGUAUUUUUUGUGUUUUUUUCGUAUUUUUGUAUUUUACGUGUGCUUCUCUGUGUUUUUGUAUUUUCUAAUAUUUUUCUUCAUUUUUUAUAUCCAAAAUGCAUUUGCCAACGACGACGACCACCACAUGACAAUCCAAAUAAUUGGACGUCAACGCUGUUCUUUAAAUUCCCAUUUAAUGCUACACGAUAUUUAUAUGGAAGAUAUUGCUAUUACUAUAUGUAAUCCUGUAGAUGUGAGGGUUUUGGAUGAAGAAGUUUUGUCUAAACAAAUAAUUAAAUUCCCUGAAAGUUCAAUUAACAGGCUAAAGGAAAAUGAGAGAAACAAAUUCCUUGCAUCAUUAACUCCUCACACUACAUUUAUUUACAAUUAUUCUUCCACGGAAAACUUUGUAAAAAGACUGGUCAAUUGGCUUUCUGUUUGGUUUAAAAGAAGCCAAAUUGAUUUGAUUAUUAAUCAGGGAAUGACAAUUUUCAGUUUUUGGGUUGCCUCAAAUAUCCCAAUGAGUUUAGAUUCAAAAUUGUUACUUUUGGAAGAAAACUCAACUGACAGGAGGUUAAGGAUGGAAUGGAGAAUUAUUUCACAGGUUUAUAAAAAUGACAUAAGACUUAUGUUUCGUGUCCUAUGA
Messenger RNA from Meloidogyne enterolobii, 1242 nucleotides. The record is from the annotation of a GenBank genome assembly. NCBI's taxonomy places the organism in Eukaryota, Metazoa, Nematoda, Chromadorea, Rhabditida, Meloidogynidae.